Messenger RNA from Diorhabda sublineata, 1314 nucleotides. Its product is annotated as G kinase-anchoring protein 1-like. The transcript has 6 exons. The coding region runs from base 192 to 1082 and encodes 296 amino acids. Gene Ontology annotation, biological process: signal transduction. Gene Ontology annotation, cellular component: Golgi apparatus. Lineage: Eukaryota; Metazoa; Arthropoda; Insecta; Coleoptera; Chrysomelidae. The record is from RefSeq and is a predicted model, not a curated record.
AGAAACUGAUACAGCACCGGUAAAAUUUUAAGUAGAAUAUUGACAGUCUGUCAGAAAGGUUAUAUAAAAAAGCGUCAAAAUAGGUUAAAAAAAGGGAAAUUCACAAAUUUUUAAUAAAAGACCUAAUUGUAUUAUUACAAUUUCUGUAAUAUAUGUUUAGCUAUAUUUCGUAACCAGUGUUCUAUUUGAUAAUGGAUAAUAUAGUUCCAUCUCGAUUUUCUUGCUUAAAAAUUGAAGAUGAUGAUUUCAUACCGGCACAAAGCAAACCUAAUAAGAAAAAAGUUGUCAACAAGAAAUCGGCUCCAGUAAAUACUAAUAAGCUUUCCUCAAAACAGCAACCUUCAAAUUCAUCAUCUAAAAAAUCCAAGGCAAAAGUGAAAAAUGAAGGUAAACAAUGGGAAGAAUGGAAGAAAAAAGACACCGAAUAUAUCGAUGAAAAUUUUGAGCAAGACCUUCAGAGUGCAAUAUUGCAAUCAAAAUUGGAUUAUGAAAAUCGAAAGAAAAACGAACCUCCAGAUACUCAAGGAAACGAUAAAAACUCGAAGAAAAAGAAACCAAAAACGAUGACAUUGGACCAAUUUUUAGAAGGUGAUAAACCGGUAGCAAAGAAAGAAAAAGUAAAUCAGCUGACCAAAAACGAUCAGGAUUUCUUUGAAUCAGUAUUACAUUCAGCCAAAGAAGAAGCCAGAAAGGAAAAAGUAGAAGCCAAAAGGAAGGAACGGUCAAAUAAUAUCGAGGAGAUUAUUUCACUGGCACAAUGUCAGGAAAAACUUCAAAAGGAAAUAGAUAAAAAUGAGGUAUUAAAAAAAGAUCUGGAACAAGCCAGGAAAGAUAUCACUAUUGUGAAAGAAAGGAACAAAAUUUUGUAUAAUAUGUUAAGCCAAGGGGAGAUGAAAGACAAAGCGACAGUCUUGUUAGAAUUGGAAAAGUUGACUACAGUCAAGGAAGAACUUACAGAAGAAGUUGGAAGGCUGCAUAAGCUCUUAGAACAAGAAAGGUCCAAGGCUAAUUUGACAAUCUCAAAUUUGAGCGGAUCUGCAUCGGAAUCUCAUGCCAAACAAAAGAAAAAAAAGAAGACUUAGUAAUUGUUUUGGCAUUCGAACAGAUUUCUGCUUUUUUUUGACUUGGUUUUUAUGCAUGGACGUUUCUGUUUUUAUUUUUAGAGUUGAUACAAAUAUUGUUUUGUCCUUUUCGUUCAUAUUUCAGAAUAAGAAGUGAAGUUUCCACAACUAUUACGUGAUAUUAUUUUUUAUGUUUGUAUUUUCAUAAUGUUUUAAUUUUAAAACUCGACUAAAUAAACUGAUUGUAAGUAAU